AGACCCAAUACAGGAGUACAAACUAACAAAAAGUUGACAUACUAUAAAUUUCUGUGGAAGCUUCUUCUUCCUCUUUCCCCUGUCAGCAAUUUCCGUAUUGCAGAGUAAGGAAAAUGGUGCAUAUGGCGAGGAACAUGAGGGUUCCACCAAACUCAGCGAGUUUGGCUGAAGCUAAGAAGAGGACCUUAGAAUUCUUCAGGAUGUGUUGCAGAUCCAUCCCUGAGAUUAUGGAAAUUUACAACUUAUACGACGUCGUUUCCCCCUCUCAACUCCGUUCUGCUGUCGCCGCCGAAGUUCGCAAAAAUUCAAACGUUACUAAUCCUAAGGUAAUUGACAUGCUGCUGUUUAAGGGCAUGGAAGAGUUGAAGAACUGUGUGGACCACUCAAAACAGAGGCACCAUCUUGUUGGGAAAUAUGUCGUAGGUAAUCAAGGUCUUGUGCAGGACCUUGGACAUAAAGAUUGGGGCAGCUCUAAUUUCCUGAAAGACUUUUACAGCAGCAACUACUUCUAGAUUGUCUUUUUGAACUUUGCUGCUACUCUUGUAUAAACACAUUUGCUAUUUAUUGGUAGUAGGUACUCUUCCGAGCUUAGAACAGGUUGUUAUGCUGUCUGCUUUGAGAUGGAAGUCAUGCCUUCUU
Solanum stenotomum is the source of this 639-nucleotide messenger RNA. RefSeq names its product NADH dehydrogenase [ubiquinone] 1 alpha subcomplex subunit 6-like. Gene Ontology annotation, biological process: response to oxidative stress. The transcript has 2 exons. Bases 114 to 512 code for a protein of 132 amino acids. The record is from RefSeq and is a predicted model, not a curated record. NCBI's taxonomy places the organism in Eukaryota, Viridiplantae, Streptophyta, Magnoliopsida, Solanales, Solanaceae.